AUGGCAAAGGAGAAGUCCUUUUCAUGGUCGCUGAAUUCAUCCUUUGCCACAACAAACUUUCCAUCAACUGAGUCUCCCACAUCAGCUCUGUCAACAUCUCCUGCCAGUACAAGCUCUUCUACAACUGAGUCUCAAACAGCAGAACCUACAACCUCUGCCACAACAAACUUUCCAUCUACUGAGUCUCCCACAUCGGUUCCUUCAAAAUCUCCUGCCAGUCCGAGUGCUUCUACAGCUGAGACUCAAACAACAGAACCUACAACACCGUCUGCAAGUGCAAGCCCUUCAGAUUCUCAAACAGCAGAACCCACAACAUCUACCACAACAAAUGCUCUUUCAACUGAGACUCAAACUUCCACAACUCCUUUAACAUUGCCCGCCAGUACAAACUCUUCUGCAACUGAGUCUCAAACAGCAGAACCUACAACAGUCUUUGCCACAACAAACCCCCCAUCAACUGUGUCUCCAACAUCAGCUCCUUCAACUCCUACUAUCAGUACAAGUUCUUCUACAACUGAGUCUCAAACGGCAAAACCUACAACAUCUCCUGCCAGUACAAGCUCUACUACAACUGAGACAGCAGAACCUACAACCUUUGCCACAACAAAUUUUCCAUCAACUGUGUCUCCCACAUCAGCUCCUUCAACAUCUCCUGCCAGUACAAGCUCUUCUACAACUGAGCCUCAAACAGCAGAACCUACAACCUCUGCCACAACAAACUCUCCAUAUACUGAGUCUCCCACAUCAGUUCUUUCAACAUCUCCUGCCAGUCCAAGUGCUUCUACAACUGAGACUCAAACAACAGAACCUACAACACCGCCUGCAAGUGCAAGCCCUUCAGAUUCUCAAACAGCAGAACCCACAACAUCUACCACAACAAAUGCUCUUUCAACUGAGACUCAAACUUCCACAACUCCUUUAACAUUGCCCGCCAGUACAAACUCUUCUGCAACUGAGUCUCAAACAGCAGAACCUACAAUCUUUGCGACAACAAACCCUCCAUCAACUGUGUCUCCAACAUCAGCUCCUUCAACAUAUCUUGUCAGUACAAGCUCCACGACAACUGAGACAGCAGAACCUACAACAUCUGCAGCCAGUGCAAGCUCUUCUACAACUGAGUCUCAAACAGCAGAACCUACAACAGCCUGUGCCACAACAAACACUCCUUCAACUGAGACUCAAACAUCCAUCACUUCUUUAACACCACCUGCCUUUACAAGCUCUACUACAACCGUGACUCAAACAGCAGAACCUACUACCUCUGCCACAACAAACCCUCCAUCAACUGUGUCUCCAACAUCAGCUGCUUCAACACCACCUGCCAGUACAAGCUCUUCUUCAGAGUAUCAAACAGCAGAACCUACAAGUUCAGCAUGA
This is a messenger RNA of Danio rerio (zebrafish), 1377 nucleotides long. Lineage: Eukaryota; Metazoa; Chordata; Actinopteri; Cypriniformes; Danionidae. The record is from RefSeq and is a predicted model, not a curated record.